AUGGCCCCGUCAACUAGAAAACGUAAGGCAACUAUGACCGACCCAUUCGAUUCUCCCAAAGCGUCCAAGAAACGUCUCAGAACUCUACGACCUCGUAAAGAUGCGAUCCAUCCUUUCACCGAGCUCCCGUCGGAGCUUCAGCUCAGGAUCAUGGGAUUUUGUGACUCGAAAACCUUAUCCGCCUUCUCAUUACUUUCGAAUCAUUUCCGAGAACUAUCCUUGAGGAUUAUGUGGGAAACCCAGCCUGUCGAAACGUAUAUUAAGAAUUUCGACCAAUUGGAUGAGCAUGAAGACUUGCGACUUGCUGUCAGACACCUUGCCAUUCGCAAGCAAUCUGCACCAAAUAGAAGUCGAUUCUCUGGCGUCGCCAAGCGUCUGGUGACUCGAUUCCCCAGAAACUAUUUCCCAGGCCUUCAAGAAUUCACCAUUGAAUACGAGCCUGCCGCUUCAGACUACUUUGUCACUAUAAUCAACACCCUCUCAAAAUACCAGCCGAAGAGGCUUAAGACUAUCAACAUCAAUGUAAUGUACCGCUGGAGUGCUCUCAACAGCACUGUAAACAAGGACCCAUCUCACAGCACCAUCUCCUACCCAACCGGUUUGACUACUGUAAAUCUAGAAUUCAGAUAUACGGGUCAAACUUUAGCGUUCGAUCCUAUGAAGGUCUUCGAUGCCAACUCAGACACCGUCACUACAGCUAAAGCCUAUCUCGGGGCCUGGUACAAUCAUUUCAGUCUAAAACCAUGCCCAAAUGUCACGACUCUAUACGCGAGGCAAGAGCAAUAUGAUAGAAAUUGUGCAAAAGAUUUGUCCAAGAAGUUCCCUAAUACCGAGAGACUGAUUCUUACUGCACCUUCCUGUGGGAUUCUUUGGGCAGGCGCGGAUUUGGCAACACUUAUGGAAAAAUACGCCGAUUGGAGAUAUUUUUCCCGCGCAAAAUUCGUCGAACUCACAUACUCACAUGGUGUUCGUUAUGGUCGGAAUGAUAUUGACCUCCGUGACAGUAUACUCAAGAACACCAAAUUUCUAGUCAGGCGAUGGAUCUUAGAUGGUGAGAUGCCAGAAUUGGAAGAGGUACAGGUAAUGAGGUUUGAACCUUUGAAGAACAUGACAAUCCACUCGUUUACCUUUCACGUUGAGAUCAAGGAAGCGCGCAGGGUUGUCGUUACAUCAAAGAUUACAAAGUUACCCGACGAGAUUAAGCUGGAGAAGGAGAAAGAGGAGAAGGAAAGGGCAAAGAAGGAGACAGAAGAAACGGAAAAGGUUGAGAAGGAGAAAGAAGUGAAAGUAAAAGCGGAGAAGGAGACCGCGAAAGGAAACAGUAUGGAAGACAUUGUUCUCACCAACCCAGCUGCCACUUAA
Molecule: messenger RNA, 1362 nt
Organism: Orbilia oligospora ATCC 24927
Lineage: Eukaryota; Fungi; Ascomycota; Orbiliomycetes; Orbiliales; Orbiliaceae
Exons: 3
Coding region: 1-1362 (453 amino acids)
Molecular function (GO): protein binding
Source: RefSeq, a predicted model, not a curated record